CUAUUUCCAAAAUAAAAAACAAAGCAAGCAGAUAUCAUAGCCAUACUCUGGCAUCUACAAGAGAGAAAAAAAAAAUACUUAUCCAUAUUUUCAUCUAGUAAAAGACGACGGCAGGAGAGGAAAAGAUCUGAUUAAUCAAUAUCUGUGGAGUUAUCAACAAAGAUGACGUAAUGUGAAUAUCAAUGGAUCAUUCCUGGAGGGGGAGGAUGCUGUGGAUCUGUAACCAGGGGCCCGCUCGCUCCCAGUGUCAGGUGUGCCCACGGCCUCCCCGCUCCCGCCGGCCCACAUGGUACAGUCCACAUGCGGUUCGGAGUUGUUGCCGAGGAGGUUCCACUCUUCAGCGCUCCUCAAACUGGCAUGCAUCCUCCUCUUCGGCCAGGCAGCAGGGGAAUGCACUUCUUCUUUUGACGAUGCUACUCUUUUCUGAGCGGAGGCGUCUCAGACAGCAGCGCAAGAGCGCGCUCUGCUACGUUUUGUGCUUUAUUUCAGGCGCUGUGUGCAGUCAGGUGGUGGUGCCUCAGAGAGUGAGUGCCGUGCUGGGAAAAAAUGUGACUUUAGACUGCCGGGUGGAGGUUGGCACAAACCUCACUCUGACUCAGAGUUCCUGGGAGCGCCGCCUGCCUUCGGGCUCCGUAACCGUGGCGGUGUAUAACCCCGAGCUUGGCACCUUCAUCCCACCGGAGUAUAUCAACCGCUUGCAUUUCCGGUCGCCAUCAUCUCGCGAUGCCACUAUCGUACUGGGAAACGUGGGCUUCUCAGACGUGGGGAUCUACACUUGUAAGGUGGCUACGUUUCCUCUGGGAAACACACAAGCCUCUACCACCAUUAGUGUGCUUGUGGAGCCAAAGGUCUACGUUUCCGCCGGCUCAGCCGCUCUGAUCGACGGGGGCAACGACACCGUGGUGGCCACCUGCAUCGCCGAGCGAGCUCGGCCCCCUGCUGAGGUGUCUUGGGAGUCCAACCUUUUCGGCCAGUCAGAGGUGCAACUGUUCGACGACGUCAACGGCACGACCAGCACACAGGUGCGCUACAUCUGGCAGCCCACGCGCCACGUCCAGGGCCACGCGCUGACCUGCGUGGUCCGUCACCCGGCGCUCCAGAGCGACUUCAGGAUCCCCUACCAGCUCAACGUGCAGUUUGCUCCUGAUAUAUCCGUUGUGGGGUAUGAUGGGGACUGGUAUGUGGGCCGAGAGAAUGUCCAGAUGACAUGCAAAGCCAACGCCAACCCACCGGCUCAUCACUUCAGAUGGAUCAGAUUGGACAGUGAAAUGCCAGACGGCGUGGAAACGAGGAACAGCACUUUGCUUUUCCUGCGUCCCCUUCAUCGGAAUGACUCUGGCGUUUACAGGUGCGAGGUUGCCAAUGACAUUAACCUCCGCAGUCGAGAUGUGCGCAUCCUCAUACAAGAUCCUCCCACCAUGCCUUCCACCAUUACCGCUCCUGUCCUAACCGGCUCUUCCUCCUCCACCUUUGUGGUUGAUAAGGGCCACGUCCUCCUGAGCUCCCCUACACUUGAAGCCCUGCCUGAAAGUAAUCUUGGUUCCAUAGUGGGUGGGGCCGUGGGCGGGGCCUUGUCCCUGCUUCUGGUGUUGUCUCUGGUCGGCGUGUGUUACCUACGGAAACCGCAGACCUUUCACGGCAGCUACUACGCCAAGCAGAACCACGGCACUGCUGAUUUGCAGAAGGCCGCCGGGCAACACGAGCUGCGGCCCACGAAGGCCGGCGGCGGCACUAGCACCCGGGAUCAUGACCGGGAGGAGUGGGGCGACCGCGAGCUCAAAAAAGAACGAGACCAGCAUCGCUAUAACGAGUACAACGGAGAAAAGUAUCCCGUUAACGGCUACACGAGGGCCAUGAGGGAAAGCGGCCGCCUCAACCAGCAACAGACUCCCCGUCAGGAACACGCACAGUUUUCUAGUCCACAGCGGCCCAGGUGCGCCAGAUACCCUCACCCACCUAAACGGCAGGGAAACGGCUCCCCCUACCUGUCGGAUGACUGCUACGAUAGCGGGGCCGACGGCGAUUACGUGUCGCACACAGACGGCUCGCUCAUGUCACGUAGAGAGUGGUACGUUUGAUAAGCUGGAUGGUUCUGCAGGUGCAGAAAAGCAACUAAGUUUUGUUUAUGAAGAAAACACCUUGUUGUACGUGUACACACACCUCAGUUCUAGUUCUCUGCAGCUGGUUUGUUUUUAACUCUUUGGGACUGGAUGGUUUGAAUGUGGAAACGCUGGGAACUCUUCAGUCAGUGUAACAUCUUGGUACCUUUAUCUGUAUAAAAAUGAAGUGUACGCUGUUGCUGCCUUACUACAUGGACUGCCAUGGUUGAUUUAGCAUGAAUACUGUCUUUUCAGUUGAAGCCCUGGUGGCUCCAGAUAGGCGGCUGCAACAACAAUCAAAUUAUGUUAUUCUACGGUUUCAAACUUUUUCCAACGGAUCAUUUCAUGCCAACUUACCAGACUCUGUUGGUUAAAAAUGACUCAUUUAUUUUGUUAAAAUUAUCCCAUGAAAAUUAGUUGCUUGCAAAGUACUGUAGCUUCUUGUAAAUACAUUGCUUUAAGUCUCAUCUUUAUGUUUUGCAAAGAUACUUGAUUGAGAUUGAAAUACAACAUCAGUGAAACCCUGUAGAUAGCUGAACAGUCUUUGCUAAAAUGUUUCAUUUUGUUUAAAAUCAUUUGGUUGCUGUGAAAUUUUUAGUUAUGAAAUGUUUACUCAAAUUAGGUUGUCAUGUAUGUUGUUUGAUAUGAGUAUUUAUGGAGGACAUUCAGAAUUUUGCAUGGCUCGCCAACCAUUUGAUUUCUUUUUCUGAGCUGAGCAGGUCGGUUGAGCCGAUGUGGCACGUACCUAAUUUGUGUUAGCUUUGUUGUGUUUGCACCUGUUUACAAAACCACUAAUAUUUUUCCUCUGUUUUAAACCAUGAAGGUAACUUGCAGGAUUUAAGCAAAUAAUUUCCCAAAACCCUGCACAGGAAGCUCAUUAUGCACUAGAUUUGUCUACGUAACGAAUCUGAUGGCUUUUGAACUUUAACAGACGAUGAAGUGCAUUGCACUGCCUGUCCCACAAAACUCAAUGACUCAUUGCACUAAUUAGUCUUCAUUUGGUCUGCUCUUAUGUAAAUCAUGAGGUAAAAAUUUAGAACAAAAUGGCAGUAAAUGAACUUGAAGAACAUUCAUCCUGAACUGAUGCAGGACUACUUUCGUUUUCAGUUGAUCAUUAAUCCGAUGCCAUAAAACGAAAUAGCAGGGAAAUUACUUCCAUGAUAUUCUUAGAUUUUUCUGGGAAAAGUUCCAGGUUAGUUAUCCUCAUCAGUUAGCCAAGCAUGUUCACAGUAUCCUGUCGCCUUUUUAUAUAAUGAUGGCUCUGUUUAAGAGUUUGGUCGCUGGCAUCAAAAGCGUGCCAUCAGCAGGGUAUUGUUUGAAGCGGGCUACUGCAAGGCAACCACCACACGCUGGCCUCCUCAUCAAAAACGGCUUUGUUGCAUAAUUAAUUUAGAUUUUUCACAUUUUUUUCUUCCUUUUUUUUUGUCAUAACACUUUUUCACACAAACCACUAACAGUUUUCUUUUCUCUUGUCUGAGCAAUUUACAUCAUGUGUUGCAAAUACAAGCAGAGACGGUAAUGGAUAGUAGUUGUUCUCUUACAUUCAUUCAUUCGUAGAGCAGAAAAACUUAAACAAUGUAGACACAUCAGGUCCAUUUCUCACCUGAUUAUCAGCGCUUUUACUCUUUCACUGCACAGAGACGGAAAAUAAUCAGUUGCACUCAUAAAACUGAAACUACAAAAAAAAUAACGCUUGAAAAUAACACUUUGUUUUUGUAAAUUUACUUGCCAGUUUAUACUCUUGAACAUAAGUACUGUGACUUAUUUGUAUGCUUUUUUUUUGUACUUGUCAGUGUUAUUGGGCUUCACAGCUCCAGUAGUUCAGGUCUCAAACAUUCACAAAUUAAUGUGAUGUAAAGUUUUUGUAUGCAGAAGAAGAAAGAAGAAAAAAAAAAGGUAUCCUGGCACUUGUACCCAUUUACUUGACCACAUGGAGGAAAUCCAAAUAUUUUUGUUCUCAUGUACACUAAUUGUGAAUAAAUGCCAACUUUAUUAGUAUGAUCACACCUUUCCGACGCGAGCUGCCAGAUGCCGACUCUAUCGAACUUGUAUUUAAAGUAGGGAAGCAUUGCCUCACAUAAAUAACAGUAUCGGCAUAUAUAGAUAAAAUAUAUCACUGUUGUGUACAGGGUAGCCUAAAAUAGAAGAGAUGCUUUAUUAUCAGAGUAACAGUUGUUAAAAUGGGAAAGUGUAUUACAAAUUACUUGUCUGGUUGUGAAUUUUGUGCAGUGACUAGGCUGCUGAAAACGAGAAAACGACCACUUACUGUUGUCAGCAAAGUAGUAGUAUUACAAUUUCUAGAAAGAUGGUGCACACUUUCAUAAUGCCAGGAAAAAACGUGAUCUCUUUGCUUACAAAGAAAAAACUUGAGGUAAAUAUUUCCGUUAAGUUUGCUGCUGUGUUAAAUCUAUUUAAAAUGUUUUGGGGGUUUUUUUUAUUGAUUUUUGAUCAAUCAGUCCUAACUUUCACAAUUGUCCAACUAAAAUUAAAUGUAUGCUGUAAAGACGAUUUCAGCUGCCGGGUUAAACGGCCGUUUCUUUUCCCUAUUGGAUUCGUAUUGCAUACAUGUGGAAAACAGGAAGCACGGCACUCUGAACCCUACUUGUGCUCGCUCCUAUGCACUAAGGAGGAGAUUCCUUUAAUCGAUAUGUUUUCAGCUCGGCUCCUCGGUUUCCAGCUCCACGCCUGGAUCGAUGAAGUUCUUUUGUAUCCAGAUCAUCAAUAACCUCACCUAAGUUGAGAAAUAGAACUAGUGCCUUAGAUACUUUAUUUUUUGUUUGUUUGUUUGUUGUUUAUGAUGGAUGUGACAUAUUUUCUCAGAAUUGUAUUUGAUUUUGAUUUCACUUAGUGCCAGGAGGAAUUCUUAGUGCCAUAUUCACCCAGACAGAGGAUGUUGGUUGUAUAUUUGCAAACCUAGAGGCAUUAAAAGAAAACACUCGGUGAAAGCGUUGAAUGAAUUUUCCUGUGAAAUGACAGAUUUGUAAAAGGGGUUGGUUUAUGUAACGUCACCAUUGUUUUAAAAAAAAAAAAAAAAAAAAUUCAGUGUCACAUUAAUUUAAAAAACAAAACAAAAACUUUUUCUUUCUUUUUUGUAUAUACAGCAGAAAAUGUAAGAUUGUGGGAGGAAAAAAAAAAAGUCAGUGAAAGCAGUGGAGCAUUAUUUUGUCAAUCCUUUUGAGAAACUAUUGUUAAAUAAAGCACCUUAGCACCUGUGA
This is a messenger RNA of Xiphophorus couchianus (Monterrey platyfish), 5314 nucleotides long. RefSeq names its product nectin cell adhesion molecule 3b (gene nectin3b). Bases 183 to 2078 code for a protein of 631 amino acids. Gene Ontology annotation, cellular component: apical junction complex; adherens junction. Gene Ontology annotation, biological process: homophilic cell-cell adhesion; heterophilic cell-cell adhesion. The record is from RefSeq and is a predicted model, not a curated record. The transcript is spliced from 6 exons. Lineage: Eukaryota; Metazoa; Chordata; Actinopteri; Cyprinodontiformes; Poeciliidae.